CAGGGUUCUGGUUGAUGGCGGGGACUAGCGCGGAGACCCACCGUCAUUCUUCUGGAAAUAUAUUUUCUACAGACGCUCUUUUCGCAACACCACUUUGAUACCCCACACGACUCUACACCAUGGCGAAAACGAAACCCUCAACACGCGCCGGUGACGUCAAGAAGAAGUCAAAAUCUGGCGAAUCCAAAAAGUCAAAAGCCUCAGCCGAAGAGCUCCUCACACAAGCCGCUAUCCUCCUCCAGACCUCGCAACCAGAAGAAGCUCUCGUCGCAGCAAGAAGGGCCCUCAACAUUCUUCAGCCUACCUCGAAGCCCACAAUAGCGGCUCUCCCUGCGCUCAAUCUUCUCGGCGAAAUCAACAUCGAACUGGGCGACCCAGAGUCUGCGCGCGAAGCCUUUCAGGUCGCUAUACUUCUUGACCCCGAGGGUGUAAAUGAUGGCGCCGAGAAGUUUCUCUGGCUGGCACAACUCAACGAGGAUGGUGGAGCUGAGUCAGUACGGUGGUUCGAGAAGGGUGUGGAAGUCUUGAGGCGGGAGAUUGACGAGCUCGACGGGAGGCUGGUCAGGAAGGCAGAGGUCGAGGAUUUGCUGGAAGAGAAGAAGAUGAAGAUCGCAAACUCGUUAUGCGGUAUUGCGGAGGUCUACAUGACAGACUUGUCGUGGGAAGCAGACGCUGAGGCACGGUGCGAAGCCGCAGUCACAGAAGCGCUCAUGGUUGCGCCGAACAACGCGGAACCUCUUCAAACAUUGGCCUCGAUAAGGAUUUCACAAUUGCGAAAGGAGGAUGCACAGGCAGCAUUGACAAGGAGUAUCGAGCUGUGGAAAGAUCUGGAGCCAGACGACCCCAAAAUUCCUGACUUCUCCACCCUGAUCAGUCUGUCACGUCUGUUGAUGGAGGCUGACAUGGAGGAUGAUGCUAUGGAGACCCUCGAGAGACUGGUCAACGAGAACGACAGCAGUGUUGAGGCCUGGUAUCUUGGUGGCUGGUGCUUGCACUUGCUUGCAGGCAAGCAGAAAGCAAAAGGAGGGGAGCACGAGAAGACCGUCACCUCGCUGCUGAAGGCCAGUCGUGAGUGGCUGGACAACUGCCUCAAGCUGUAUGGCAUGUUGGAGUACGAAGAUGAGCGGCUGAAGGAGCAUGCCGAGGAAAUUCUCAAGGAGCUGAACGACAUUUUGGGCCCGGCUGUUGAGGGAGAAGAAGAUGAGUGGUCAGAUGAGGAGGGUGGCAAGGACGACGAUGAGGAGAUGGAAGGUGCUUGAGGCGCUACAGCUCUGAAAUCGACAGGUGCAAAAGCUGGUUCUAGAAGGAAGCGGCAUGGCGGCAUGGCGGCAUGGCGGAGGUGCCCAAUGCCCCUUCCUCGUGCACUCAGCCUCUCCGUUGUGGUCUGACCUGCGAUGCGCCCACACUGUUCGAAGCAGAGUAAUUCCAGAUUACCUGCAUAGUAGUACUCGGGUCCCGCUACUGUUGCCCAUCGCUCA
Messenger RNA from Macroventuria anomochaeta, 1478 nucleotides. RefSeq lists its product as uncharacterized. Gene Ontology annotation, molecular function: protein binding. The transcript has a single exon. Lineage: Eukaryota; Fungi; Ascomycota; Dothideomycetes; Pleosporales; Didymellaceae. The coding region runs from base 120 to 1259 and encodes 379 amino acids. The record is from RefSeq and is a predicted model, not a curated record.